CGUAUGCUGCAUCAGUCUUCAUUUAUGCCCAGUGGUAUCCCCUCAUUUUUGCUUUCUGAUUUCCUCACUUGACGAUUAUUAUUUUUCAAUGUCAAAUUUUUGGGCAGGACCCGCGUUUAACUUCAGAGCUGGUUCUACUUUUUGCUAUUCUUUAAGAUGAGACUUGAUUUCUGGCGCAGGCAAGUUGGCGAUGGUGAUGAAGGCUUGGAGAGACGAGAUGGGGGCGAGACUCACUUGCCGAGAGCAGCCCUUUUGGGUGGACUUUUAGGAGGAGGGAGCGCUACUACGGCAUCGGCUGAUGGAGGACUGCUGGGUGGAGUUCUAGGAGAUGGUAGUAAUCAGGCUCCUGCUACCUCAAGUCCAGACAACACUGCUUCAUCUACCGGUGGUUCCGGAGCAGCAACCACACCGGCUCCAGACACAAGUGGUGGUCUCCUAGGUGGCGCUGGAGGGGUGGUUGGUGGUCUUCUUUCUCCGGUCCUGGGAGCAUCAUCGUCCGGUGGAGCAUUGUUGGGAGUGGGAAUAGGGCCAAGUUCAGCGCCACUUCUUUCUGUAGCUGUGGCUCCGAGUUCCGGACCUCUGAUCGGCGCCGGCAUAGGAGCGACUUCAUCCCCCUUACUUUCUCUUGGCGUCAAUCCCACGGGUACGUUGCUAGGAGUAGGAUCUGGAGCAACUUCAUCUCCGUUGUUAUCUCUAGGAGUUGACCCACCAGCAGUAACUUCUUUGCUUCCAGGACUGCUAUCCGCAUCUUCAACCACUCCAGCUUCCACAACUUUGGCUACUUCAUCAAUUUCAUCAGCCCCCGCGGCUUUAACAUCCUCAACAAUUUCAUCGGGCACAGCAGCGAAGCCAUCAGGAUUGACUUCAAUUGCUCAAGCGCGCCCAUCUGAUCCGACAACCUUACUGACCUCAGCCACUGCCGCACCUGAUACCGCAGCGUCAAGCUCUGCAGUAGUUGCAGGACCAGUCAGUACAGGGACGGGCACAACAACGGGAUCAAUCAACGGACCUGUAGCAAGUGCGAGUGGGAUUUCUGGGACGUCAUCUGGUCACGCCAACACUACUACAAUGAUUAUUGGAAUUGCCGCUGGAGUUGGAGGAUUAGCCUUCUUUAUUGCUCUUGUCUUCUUGCUUCGUCGCACGUUUCGCAAGCACCGUCUCGGCAAAGCCGAAUACCCACCAUCAUCGCCACUCCUUAACCCAAUGGAAGAUUCCCUACUACCUCCCGGCAUCGCACGAACUAUCAGUCAGCGCUCAAAAUCAAGCACCGGAGGUGACGGACAAGGAGGCAAUGAAAGAAACAACAGUAUGAGGAAUAAUAUUGAGCCGUUGAGGCUUGGACAGGGGCAAGGAGGAUUUGAUGGAGGAUAUAGAGGUAUUCUGAGUCCAUUGCCACCUGUUGCAAGGAACGGCGCGGGCAGAGAUCCCUUUUCUGAUGGCGGGGACUUCAGGAGGAGAGGAGACGACAGUGAGAUGAAUGAGAAGCAGAAACUUUUUGAACUGUCUGGUUGACAGCCGAGGCUGAAAAGUGGGAGUGAUGAAAUGAUGAAAUGACGAAGAGUUGCUGAUGAAGGGGACAGACUGAAACAUUGAUGAAUUCCCAAGAGUAAUCACCUCGAUAUAGAAAUUAGUAGUGUAGAUAUGACAAUGAACGAAU
Mollisia scopiformis is the source of this 1657-nucleotide messenger RNA. RefSeq lists its product as uncharacterized. The transcript is spliced from 3 exons. The record is from RefSeq and is a predicted model, not a curated record. Bases 157 to 1512 code for a protein of 451 amino acids. Lineage: Eukaryota; Fungi; Ascomycota; Leotiomycetes; Helotiales; Mollisiaceae.